Auxenochlorella protothecoides is the source of this 3657-nucleotide messenger RNA. RefSeq names its product ABC transporter I family member 6, chloroplastic. Gene Ontology annotation, biological process: small GTPase-mediated signal transduction. The transcript is spliced from 17 exons. Lineage: Eukaryota; Viridiplantae; Chlorophyta; Trebouxiophyceae; Chlorellales; Chlorellaceae. Gene Ontology annotation, molecular function: ATP hydrolysis activity; GDP-dissociation inhibitor activity; ATP binding. The coding region runs from base 1 to 3657 and encodes 1218 amino acids. The record is from RefSeq and is a predicted model, not a curated record.
AUGCACGCCUGCUACUCCGGCAGGGCAGUCGCCGGGCCGUCCCUGCACACAUUUCAACGAACCACGCACCCUACCACACGAUCAAGAGGCCUGAAGCUUAGGCUGUAUGCCCAGAGCGCCGUGCUGCUGGAUGUACGGGACUUGGAGGCCCGCAUCACCAACUCCCAGCAGGGCGUGCUGAAGGGCGUGAGCCUGACGGUCCGGGAGGGGGAGGUCCAUGCGAUCAUGGGUAAGAACGGUUCUGGCAAGAGCACAUUCAGCAAGGUGCUGGUUGGUCAUCCCGAGUACGAGGUGACGUCUGGGUCUGUGGACUACAAAGGGGAGUCGCUGCUGGGGCUGGAGCCCGACGAGCGCUCCCACAUGGGCCUUUUCAUGAGUUUCCAGAGCCCCGUGGAGAUCCCAGGCGUUUCCAACAUCGACUUCCUGCGCAUCGCCACAAACGCUCGGAGGAGCGCCCAGGGCCAGAAGGACCUGGAUCCCCUAGAGUUCUACGCUUUUGUCAUGCCCAAGCUGGAGCUGCUCAACAUGGACGCCGCCUUCCUGAACCGCAAUGUGAACGAGGGGUUCUCUGGGGGCGAGAAGAAGCGGAAUGAAAUCCUGCAGCUGGCCUGCCUGGAGGCGGACUGCUCCAUCCUGGACGAGAUCGAUUCGGGGCUGGACAUCGAUGCCCUGCGGGAUGUGGCCACUGCUGUCAAUGGCUUCCGGAAGCAGAGGCCUGCGGCGGGUCUCAUCAUGGUGACACACUACAAGAGGUUGCUGGACUACAUCCGCCCGGAUUUCGUGCACAUCAUGCAGGAUGGCAAGAUCGUGAAGACGGGGGGCAUGGACUUGGUGGACCAGUUGGAGCUGGAAGGGUACAAGGUUCCAGGUCAGCUGUUUGUGUUUGGUGAUGGCGACUGUGGACAGCUGGGCCUGGGAGAGGACGUCACCGAGCGGCUGAGGCCCUUCCCCCUGGAUGUUGAUGGCAACAAGAUCCUGCAAGUGGCGUGUGGAGGCAUGCACACCGUGGCCCUGACCGAGGACCAUGUGGUCUACAGCUGGGGAGUGAACGACGAGGGCGCCCUGGGUCGCGAGACAGCCGGGGAGCUGUGGGAGAAGUCAGGCCUGUCCAGCGGCGUAGCGGGCGACUCCUACUCGCCCGGCCCCGUAGACCUCCCAGCGUCGGCUGGGAAGCUGGGCUCAGUGUGGGCCUGGGGCACCUUCCGCGACGCCUCGGGCGUGUUUGGGUUCAGCGCAUGCACGCGCAUCCAGCUGACCCCCGCGGAGGUGUACAGCCCGCGCCGGGCCGGGGACCAGGUCGUGCGCAUCGUGUCGGGCGCCGACCACAUCGCGGCCGUCACCCGUCACGGCGGCCUGCUGACCUGGGGCAACGGGCAGCAGGGGCAGCUGGCGCGGGUGGGCGAGCGCCUGUCGGACCGCGUGCGGGCGGCCACGCUGCUGACCCCGGCCCCCGUCCCGCUCAAGCGCCGGCGCUCGGGGCGCGCGGCGGUGGUCGACGUGGCGGCGGGGACCUACGCCACCUUUGCGCUGCUGGCCGACGGCGGCGUGCUGGCCGCCGGGCUGAACAACUACGGCCAGCUGGGGCUGGAGAACGGGGCGCUGCCGGCCUACGCGCUGACGCACGUCGCCGCGCUGGACGGACGCAGCGUGCGUGGUGUGCGCGGCGGGCAGCACCACACGCUGGUGCUGGUGGAGCCGGGGGCGGGGCGGGGGGGCAGCGCCGACGACGGGGAGGGUUCGGAGGGCGCCGGGCCCUCGGGCGCGCCGCUGCUCAGCUUCGGCCGGCCGACCUACGGCCGGCUGGGCCAGGCGGCGGCGGCGGUGGGCUCCGACGCCGCCGCGCCGGUGCCACGCGAGGUGGACGGCUUGGAGGGCGUGGCGCUGGCGGGGGCCGCGGCGGGGCUGGCGGUGUCGGGUGCCUUCAGCGAGGCGGGCGACGCCUGGCUGUGGGGGUUUGGCACCAGCAACCAGCUGGGCAAGGGCGACGACGACGAAGACGAGGUAGUUCCCCGGAAGCUGGCUGCCACCAAGAAGCUCGCAGACCAGAGGGUGAUCGCGCUAGAGUUUGGGGGGCAGCAUGCCGCGCUGCUUGCCGCAGCCACAUCUGGCAAGACGGUAUUGCAGCUGGAUGCCCAGGACUUUUACGGCGGUCGCUGGGCCACCCUGUCCAUAGACGACUUCCUGGCAGCCCUGCGCCCAGGACAGGCCGCGGGAGCCACUGGUUUGGAAGUCGCCGGCAGCACAGACCCCGCCUGCAUCGGGGAGUCGCAUGCCUUCCUCGUGGACCUGGCGCCGCGGCUGGUCUAUGGCGGCGGGCCCAUGGUGGAUGCCCUGCUCGCCUCUGGGGCCCACCACUACACCGAGUUCAAGCUCCUGCAGGGCAGCUACAUGCUGGAUUCUGGCGACGCGCAACGCCUCACGAGCGUGCCCUCGACCCGGGCCGAGGUGUUUGCCAGUCGCGACCUGUCCCUGGCAGACAAGCGGGUGCUCAUGCGCUUCCUGCAGCGCUUCUCCGGGCUGCUGCCGCACAAUGAGGGUGGGGAGGUGCGAGACCCCGUCCCCGCAGACACCCACGACCCCGUGCUGGCGACGCCCUUUGCUGACUUCAUGACCAACACAGGCCUCUUGCGGGCGGACCUGCGCGCCACCAUCGCACAUGGCGCCCUGCUCCUCCCCGACCCCUCGUUGUUAUCCACCGGGGUCGUGCUGGACCGGCUCGCCCUGCUCCAGCGCUCGGCGGGGCGGUACGGCGCGGGCUCCGGCGCCCUCCUCUGCCCCAUGCACGGCGGGGGGGAGCUGGCGCAGGCCUUCUGCCGCUCGGCGGCGGUGGGCGGCGCGGUGCAGAUGCUGCGCAGCCCCGUUGUGGCCCUGCGGCUGGAAAGCGCGGAGGGGAGCCAGAUCGGAGGGGGUGCGGCGACUGUGAGCGACAGCGCUGGGCCCAAGGUCGGUGCCUCGAGGCCUGUCUGCACUGGGAUAUACCUGGGCACGGGGGACGACCGCCAGGAGGUGGCGGCAGGGGUCGUCAUCGGAGGGGUGGCAGAGAUUGCGUCGGCACUGCACCUCGGCGAGCAGAUGGCCGAUGCAGCACAGAAGGGCCCGGUGGUCUGGAUGCUGGCGCUGGGCCACACCCUCUGCGUCUGCCCGGAAAACAGGACGCUGGUGUACCUGUGGACAGAGGCAGCCGCAGAGCGCGGCGCGCGAAGCGUGCUGGAGCCGGCGCUCCAGGCUGUACUCAGGGCGGCGUCUGGCACGGCCCUGUUCGCGGCGCAAGGGGCCGCUGAGGGAGGUGGAGGAGGCGGCGUCAGCGCUGGCCCUGCAUCUCUUCUGACGGCCGUGUACUACACAGAGGCGCCGUCUGACCUCCGGCCAGAUGCGCUGCCCUCAAAUGUGACGGCCUGCCCCGACCCCGGCAGCGACGUGGCGGUGGACUCCUGCAUAGCAUCCGCUCGGCAGCUGUUCCACAGGACGUUUGGUGAGGAGGGGCGCUUCCCGCUCGAUCCUGAUCCCCCUGCGCCGGACGCCGAGGAUGUGGCCUCAGACGAGGAGGCCCUGGAGGCACUGCGAACCGCUCUCAGAACAGUGGAUGGCACCGAGGAGGCAGCCAAGGAGAAUCCGGAUCUUGGGGAGAGCGGUUGGGCUCCACCCCUUGAUACUUAG